This is a messenger RNA of Octodon degus (degu), 731 nucleotides long. RefSeq names its product triadin-like. The transcript is spliced from 17 exons. The record is from RefSeq and is a predicted model, not a curated record. Gene Ontology annotation, cellular component: sarcoplasmic reticulum; membrane. The coding region runs from base 129 to 731 and encodes 200 amino acids. Lineage: Eukaryota; Metazoa; Chordata; Mammalia; Rodentia; Octodontidae. Gene Ontology annotation, molecular function: signaling receptor binding.
CAGGGAAAGCGCCCGAAACCAAGCAAGGCACUGCAAAAGUUGCAGCACAAGCAGCAGUUAAGAAGGAUGCAAAGAAGGAAGAUGCCAAGAAAAUAAAAACACCUACAGAAGAAGAACCCAAGGGAAAAAUGAAGUCACCCAAGAAGGAGCAGUCAGCUCCAAGCGAAAAGCAAGCAAAAGCAAAGCCUGAACGAGCCAAGGAAGAGGCAGCCGCUGCGUCCACCAAAAAAGCUGCACCUGGAAAGAAGGAAGAGAAAGCAGCCAAGACAGUGGAGCAAGAAAUUAAAAAAGAAAAAUCUGGGAAGACUUCUGCAGCUCUGAAGGAGAAAGAGACUAUGAAGGGGAAAGAAGUGAAGGCCCCAGCUUCCCUGAAGGAAAAAGCACCUGAAACUAAGAAAGGAGAAAAGGUCCCCACAGCAGGCAAAGAAGUCAAGCCAAAACUUCCACAGCCACAAGAGAAAAAGGAAGAGAAGCCAGAAGAAAAAGUUCUCAAGCAGGUAAAAGCUGUUGCAGUAGAAAAAACAGGAAAAGCGGGACAUCAAGCAAAAGAAGCACCCUCUGUUAAGACAGACAAACCAAAACCAAGUUCAAGAAGGCAAGGGCUGUGCACGCCCGAGGUCCGCGUUGGCAGAACACGCGCCCCGCGGAGGGACUCGCUGCGCGUCUCCAGCGAGCAGGUCCCGAGCUGCGCCACGCGGCAUCCCGCCUUCGCGUGUUUGCUUCAGGACUGA